Rhododendron vialii is the source of this 758-nucleotide messenger RNA. Its product is annotated as major pollen allergen Ole e 1-like. The coding region runs from base 45 to 572 and encodes 175 amino acids. The record is from RefSeq and is a predicted model, not a curated record. Lineage: Eukaryota; Viridiplantae; Streptophyta; Magnoliopsida; Ericales; Ericaceae. The transcript has 2 exons.
GGGAACAUCCCUUGUCGGUAUAGCACACACCAAGCCUAACAAAAAUGGCGAAGGCGGUAGCCCUCAUCGCUUUUGCCCUCGGCCUCUUGGCCAUAGCCGGCAAUGUCCAAGGCUACACAUUCAUAAAAGCAGAAGACGUGGAUACUACAAAUAAGCCUAUGAUCCAAAGCAUUGACGAAGUCGUUUGCGCCACAUGCAAACUGAAUUCCAAGACCGAUUUUGAGGUGUUGAAAAAGGCUGAGUUAGAAAUCAAAUGCAGAAGCCGUAAGAAUGGGACGGUAAAUUAUAUCCAGACCAUGUUCACAGAUGACGGCGGGUUCUACAGAACAUGGGUGGAGGAUGGUCACAAGGAUGACUUAUGCAUGGUGAGCGUCGUCGCCAGUCCUAACCCUCGAUGCAAUGUGAAAGUGCCCGGAUUUAGAAGUGCAAGGAUCUCCCUGGUUAAUUUUAAAGACAACACGACCGUCUACGUCAAGAAGCAAGUGGGGUUCAUGAAGAAUGAAGCCCUCCCCAACUGCCGUAAGGUGCGGAGCAAGAGGGGUAAUCUAGUCCCGGCGAUCACAUGGGCUUGAGUGGAGAAAGAAAGAUGAAGAAGGAGGACAAUGAGGAGGGUUACUAUAGCAGUAACUUACUACUAUAUAGGCAUUCAAUUUGCCGAGUUGAUUUCCAUACAAUGACUUCUUCUUCUUAUAUAUUUGCCAACAGAUAUUAUACAUACUGAGAAUUUCAAAAUAUUAAUGAGAAUGACAAGUUCAAUA